Molecule: messenger RNA, 1206 nt
Organism: Penicillium samsonianum
Lineage: Eukaryota; Fungi; Ascomycota; Eurotiomycetes; Eurotiales; Aspergillaceae
Exons: 2
Coding region: 1-1206 (401 amino acids)
Molecular function (GO): protein binding
Source: RefSeq, a predicted model, not a curated record
AUGCCCCGUCGAUGGCGAGAGCCGCGAGAGUAUCGAAGACGAUAUCCUGCCUGCAAUCUGUGUGGUGAGAAAAUUUGCAGCUUUUCGACCACUGAGAUUUCCGAGAUCCUAUAUCGCAAUGCACCGAAAGAUCUGAACAUUCUCUCACCGCACAAUCCAUGGAUCCAAGGAAGACCAGCAGAUCUGGAUGAUAUACACUUCGAUGAGAUGUGGACAUGGUCUUGCCCGUUUCGAGUUGUGAUGUUUAGGCUUGAGAAGGAAGGACCCAGAUUCCAUCUCUCUGGUGUUGGCGAGCUUCGACCGACCCAUAAAGUAAGCCUCCCACAGGAUGAGGACGAAAUGAUUUUGUGGAAUCACCGAAGCGAAAGUCAGCACGCCCCUCUAAUUCCGAACUUUGUCUCGACGCCGGCAUAUCCGCUGGGACAUCUGCUAGGAGACGGAUACCACAAAGCAUUUCCUAUGCACGAACGAUGCUGGCACCUCAUGACCCGAAUUCUCGACGUAGAGUUGAUCAAAAAGGAUAUGGAUAUAUUCUUCCGUGCAAUGUGCGAGCCACAGCGCGUCACAUGGCGAGAAGUUAACUCAAGCCAUGUCCCCCCCGUGUACAAGGAAUGGCUUGAGUUCAUUUCCGGUUUAACACCAAUAUCCUACCUAAUUCCUCUGCGAUUUCGAGCCAAGGAUGAUGCGAAUCCAAGUCAUAUGCCUCGUCACUUUCGCAGCGCAGAUCCUCUGAAUGACUCCUACAUGAAGAACCUGAUUGCCAAGUACACAGCCAAGUACACCAAGCAGAGGGAGAAGGGAUUUGAGCCAGUGUCGCAAUACUCAUCACCCACGCAUACAAUGUCCCGACGAUCCCAGGCUACUUUCAAACCCAGGAACGUGCUUCUUCCAACCGAACUCAUCUUGAACAUCGCAGACUAUUUGGAACAUCACAAGGAUAUCCAAACUCUGCUUUGGGUGUUUCCGCGUUGGCACUCAAUGAUCCCUGAUAGCUACUGGAGACGUCGAUUCAUUGAUGAUAACUAUCUAGAGAAUGAUCAGUUCCCACCAGCGGAUGCUCUUGAUUGGCAGCAUGUCUAUCUCAAUACUGACAAGCUAUUACGACCCUCGUGGGGAUGGCGGAACAGGCAGCGUAUCUUGAGUCGACUUGAGGAGACGAAAGCCCGAUUCUUGCAGCAACUGGAGCAGAAAGAGAUUCAAGACUGA